AUGUCGACAAACGAUGCUAACUUUAUGCUGUUUCCAAACAUCAACGAUUGUUCGUACGUUUCGUGCUACUGCGAAGAAAAUGUCUGGAAGCUGUGUGAGCAAGUGAAGAGAACAUACCCGUCGGAGCUGCCGAAAUGCUACGCUGUGUUCGUGUCGAACGAACGUCGGACCGUGCCGCUGUGGAGGCAGAAGGCGGGCCGUGGCGAUGAGAAGCUGGUGAUAUGGGACUACCACGUAUUUUUCAUGCACAAUCCGUCACCGAACCGGUGUCUGGUGUUUGAUCUAGACACGACGUUACCGUUCCCGACCUACUUCCACAAAUACGUUACCGAAACGUUCCGAUCGGAUUAUGCCUUAACGCCGGAGCAUCACAGAUUCUUCAGAGUGAUACCGGCAGAAAAAUAUCUGGCAGAGUUUUCGUCCGAUCGACGGCAUAUGCGUAGACCGGAUGGAUCCUGGAUUAAGCCACCGCCGUCCUAUCCACCCAUACAGACAAGCGCGAGCACCCACAGCUUAGACGACUUCAUCUGCAUGAAGCCCGGGAAAGGGCCGGGUGCGGUGUACGAUUUGCUACAUUUCGUACAGCAGUUCUACAAACCGCCGGAUCGGAACAUCGGUACCAAAACGCAAAAUUAAAAGCACAUUAAGCAAGGCACGACGUUACGCGGCGUACGAACGUUUAACGAUGUCGGUGGCAAUA
Molecule: messenger RNA, 700 nt
Organism: Anopheles marshallii
Lineage: Eukaryota; Metazoa; Arthropoda; Insecta; Diptera; Culicidae
Gene: tun
Product: protein N-terminal glutamine amidohydrolase
Exons: 4
Coding region: 1-636 (211 amino acids)
Cellular component (GO): cytosol; nucleus
Molecular function (GO): protein-N-terminal asparagine amidohydrolase activity; protein-N-terminal glutamine amidohydrolase activity
Source: RefSeq, a predicted model, not a curated record